Messenger RNA from Schizosaccharomyces octosporus yFS286, 1351 nucleotides. RefSeq lists its product as uncharacterized. The record is from RefSeq and is a predicted model, not a curated record. Lineage: Eukaryota; Fungi; Ascomycota; Schizosaccharomycetes; Schizosaccharomycetales; Schizosaccharomycetaceae. The transcript has a single exon. Bases 127 to 1002 code for a protein of 291 amino acids.
GGAGCAAAGAGUGCCAAACCUGUUCAAACUAAGGUUUGCAUAUAAUCAGGCCUUCCCCUCCUUUAAUUAAGUGCUGUCGUCCUGUCGUAGACCUUGUUGAUUUCGACAUUGAAUCUUGUUGACAAAAUGAUAGCAUCUUCUUGGCUGAUAUCUUUAGCCACCGCUUUUUUAGGUGUCUCUUCCGUAGCUCAUGCUCAAACCUUAACUUAUACGAAUGCCAAUACAAAUAUUAGUAGACAAGCGCCCAUGGUCAUGAAUAUGACCUUUGGUGAUUGUACACCAUAUGGACUACCAGUGAACAAUGUCGUCUAUGACAUUCAAUACGGACUAGAGGGUGUCUUUUCUCGUGAUUGGGGCUAUGUUCAAAAAGCGAUUCAAGAAGGCAAGUAUUUAGAUGCCGUGGCCGCUGCCAAUAUGGUUAGCCCAGAUGGAGGAGUUGCUAAUUUGAACUACAACUCCAUUAUCGAUAUGAUCGGUCGGGAAACCGAUGAAGAACAAAUUGAAUCUUUACAAUGCUUGAAAAAGUUGAUUGAUCAAAAACAUAAUCGUAUCGAGACUCUGAUGGCCGAACCGAACCCUACUCACCAUCAACGUUUUCGUGAUACUUUAGAUGCCUCUAUCGACCGACUCAACUCCUCCACUCACAAGACCAAGCGUUUUAAUGACCCUUGGGGAAGCGUUCGCAACGUUGGUGGUUGUUACGGUAGCCAUGCCGCUGUCCGUAGAGAUUGUGGUCAAGCCAUUUCUGGUGCUACUUCCGGCACCAUUAUACUCCCAAGUCAUGACUCUACCAUGAAUGCUUAUGGUAGUUGCUUUUUGACUGCUAAAAGUGGAACUGGUGCUAAUCUCCAGAUUCCUGGAUGGGGUCCCAAGAAUGACGGUUGGAUGAUCUUUUGGAAUUGUUUCGACAGAAACAAUGAUGGUUCCGUGGGUAGCGGUACUGUAUAUGAUUACAGUUAUGAAAUCAAGGUUUGUGUCAGUGAUCGUGCAAGUGGUUGUUGAAAAGUUGAACAAGCAAAAAAAAAGAAAGAAAGAAAAAGAAAACAAAAACAAAAAUUAAUCUCAUCAUAGAAACCAGCCGCAAAUUUUCUUUAAUACACUCCUUACACUCGUUUUACAAACCCUUUCUCUCUUUACUCUCUUUAUAUCGUCUUUCUUUUACUACUUUUUCUUUUUUGGUACCAUGAUCCUUACUGUCAAAGAAUCUUUUCUAUUUCCCUUUUUUUUUUGAUCUCUCUGAUUCUAUCGUUAAAAAGCUUUUUUAUAGAAAUGAAACUCAUCUAUAUCCUCCAUUUGUUUCACUUUGUCUUGUCAACAUCCUUGUUAUAAUAAAAAUAAGAAUGAUAAUUAU